AAAUUUUUCUGGCUCCACUAUAUCAGAAUUUGCAAAAGCCUUGAAUUCUUCAAAGAAGUCUAGAUGGCCUAACUUUUCUAACAAUCCAAAUGUUGCUGUACAUCCAUUAGAUAAAUUCUCUUUUAGAUUUUCAAUAUAUGAACUCUCUGUUAUAGAUUGUUCUUUUGAAGA
Molecule: messenger RNA, 171 nt
Organism: Dentiscutata erythropus
Lineage: Eukaryota; Fungi; Glomeromycota; Glomeromycetes; Diversisporales; Gigasporaceae
Source: the annotation of a GenBank genome assembly